AUGAAGACGAUCCUCCUCGCUUCAGCACUUUUUGGUGUUUUCUUAGCGUUCCCAUUUGGUAACAACAACUACCCGAACCAAGGAACUGGACCAAACGGCGUCUCUGGGCAAAGCAGCGUUCAAAUUGGAGCACAAGGUGGACCAGGCGGCUUCGGUGGACCCAAUGGAUCAAACGGACAGAACGUGCCAAAUGGUCCAAAUGGCCAAAACGGACAAAAUGGACAGACUGGACCAAAUGGUGGACAAGGAGGACAAAACGGACAGACUGGACCAAAUGGACAAAACGGAGGCCAAGGUGGGCCAGGCGGUUUCGGUGGGCAAAACGGGCCAAAUGGACAGAAUGGACCAAAUGGAGGACAAGGAGUAUCCGGUGGACCAAACGGACAGAACCAACCACAGCCCAAUGGAAACGGACAAAAUGGAGGAUUCCAAGGAGGAUUCGGUGGACCAAACGGCCAGAACCAACCUCAACCAAAUGGAAACGGACAAAAUGGAGGAUUCCAAGGAGGAUUCCAAGGUGGUCGAGGCGGUUUCGGUGGGCAAAAUGGUGGACAAAAUGGAGGAUUUCAAGGAGGUAUGAAUGGCCAGGGACAAGGUGGCUUCGGCGGACCAAACGGACAGGGACAAAUGGGCGGACAAGGUGGAUUCGGCGGGCCGAAUGGACAAAAUCAACAAAAUCAACAAAACGGCGGAGGAUUCCAAGGCGGAAACCAAGGACGUGGAGGCUUUGGACAGCAAAACGGCCAAAAUGGAGGAUUCCAAGGAAUGAACGGUCAAGGUGGAUUCGGUGGAUUCGGACAACAAGGUCAACAAGGACAGGGAGGACGAGGAGAACAAAAUGGAGGAUUCGGACAAGGACAAGGAGGAUUCCAAUUCGGUCAAAACGGACAAAACGGCUUCCAAGGAUUCCAAGGCUUUGGCGGACAACAACAAGGACAAAAUGGACAAAAUGGACCAAAUGGACAAGGUGGAUUCCAAGGAGGAUUCCAAGGAUUCGGUGGAACAAGUGGGCAAAGCGGUUUUCCAGGUGGCCAAAGCGGAUUCGGUAACAACAACGGACCAAGCGGACAACAAAAUUUCGGCGGAAACCAAGGAGGAUUUGGUGGACGAGGCUCUCAAGGCUUCAACAGCUUCCCAUUCUUCGGCCGACAA
Messenger RNA from Mesorhabditis belari, 1152 nucleotides. NCBI's taxonomy places the organism in Eukaryota, Metazoa, Nematoda, Chromadorea, Rhabditida, Rhabditidae. The record is from the annotation of a GenBank genome assembly.